GAUCAGUCGGACAUGUUAUUGUAGAACACGCACACAAACAUGGAUGAGAGCGCUCAGCGAGUGUUGGAGUAUCUGACAGACGUAGAGGCUGCUGCAGAAGAUGUACUGGCUGACAAACAACAGAUUGUGGAUCUGGAUCUUCGGAGAAACAGGAACCGAGAAGCGCUCAACGCUUUACGAAACUAUCCAGCUAACGACAAAGUAAAGGUGUGCUUUGGAAAUAUGUUCAUCAGAUUCCCUCCAGAAAAUACCAAAUCCAUGAUUCUUAAAGACCAGGAGCAGCUUGACAAGGAAAUAAAUGACCUCCGCACAGGUCUUAAGGGGAAAGUAAAUCGCCUCAAUCAGAUACAAGGUAAACCUGAUCUCAGAGGAUACAACCUUUCCCCUUUGAACAGUAAUGAAAUGAAGGCAAUUAACAGCCUCAUUAAAAAAUGACGUGCACCAGCUCUUCAGAAUACAUACUUUGGAGUGGUGCAGUGGACACUAUCUUGCAGUGUCCCAAUGACUUUGCAGACAUGUCAGCUGGGGGCUGCUUUGUGUUCCUAAGCUUGUAAUGAUGUUGAAAGCGCUCACGGACUGGGCCAUCAUUCAGUGUAUCGUUUUUUUUGUGUUUUCAAUUAAAGGGACAGAAGCAGUGUUAUAAUGGGUUUAAUAACCACAUGUAGCCUUAUAUAAGGUUACAUACACAGGUGCUGUUGUGAAAGACAACCAUACAGAAAGACAUCAUUUUUUGAAAAACCUUUAAGCAGUAGCAUGAAAAAGUAAAAACCAUCAACAUAAUUGUUUUGCAUUGCUUAUUUGGGAUUUAAAUGUUCAUGCUUAAUAUAUAUGUAUAAUUUUGACUUAAGUUAUUUUAAGACGUAAAGAUGUGUAUGUAUUUUGGAUAUAAUUUACAUUGGUUGUUGUGAUGAAAUGGUUCUGUGAUGACAUCAACGUUUCCAUGCUUUGCUAUGGUCCAUCACACAAUGUACAGGAAAAAAUGAAUACAAUGAUAAUACAGUUCAUCUUUUCAAUUUACAAUAUUUGUAUGGCAUUUUACCGAAGAUGCUAUUUUCAAUCUUUGUGGUUAGGUGAACAUAUAUGCAAUUAUUUCAAUGCUCUCUAUGGUUUAAAGUUAUCAGGAAAUAAAGAAAUUACACGUUUACUUCACUUUUUACAAAAAAGAUUUAAUGCAUUUAA
Triplophysa dalaica is the source of this 1179-nucleotide messenger RNA. RefSeq names its product p53 and DNA-damage regulated 1 (gene pdrg1). The transcript is spliced from 5 exons. Bases 40 to 435 code for a protein of 131 amino acids. NCBI's taxonomy places the organism in Eukaryota, Metazoa, Chordata, Actinopteri, Cypriniformes, Nemacheilidae. Gene Ontology annotation, biological process: protein folding. Gene Ontology annotation, cellular component: prefoldin complex. The record is from RefSeq and is a predicted model, not a curated record.